This is a messenger RNA of Megachile rotundata (alfalfa leafcutting bee), 4771 nucleotides long. RefSeq names its product xanthine dehydrogenase rosy (gene ry). The record is from RefSeq and is a predicted model, not a curated record. Gene Ontology annotation, molecular function: molybdenum ion binding; molybdopterin cofactor binding; 2 iron, 2 sulfur cluster binding. Lineage: Eukaryota; Metazoa; Arthropoda; Insecta; Hymenoptera; Megachilidae.
CAUUCUUGCAAUUUUAAUUUUAUAGCACGUCGAAUUGUACGUUGCACAAAAGUUCGUAACACUGUUGAACAUUAUAUUGCGUUGAUUUCACAAUACGUCGAUUUUAUAGCACUUUGAAUUUUAUAACAUAUCGAAUUUUAUAGUAUUUUGAAUUUAGUACACACAAUUUUAUAAUACAACGGCAAUAUAGUGAGAGUUACGGUAAAAAUCGAUAUUUUGAUUAAUAUCGAUUUUUGUCUCGGUCUUCAGACCCCACCAAUUCAAGCGGCAGUUUUGAUUACAAUUUAAAAAAGAGAGAAACGAACAGCACGAAAAAAAUGGAUUAUACAAUCAGACUAAUCCUGUUUUCUCAUUGCAUAAAUUCAUAUUCACAUAGUUCUCUAUUCAUUAUUCUCCAAGGAGGCGUCUUAGCAACAAGUGGUAGGGACAAUUGCUUAAUUCCCAUUAAUACGAGUUCUUAAUAAAACGUCACAGAAAAAGCAUAUCUUAUUUGAUAACCUACUGGUCAGUCGUUUGCUGUUAUUCAAAGUGGUUGCACGUGAAAGUUCUUUAACCAGUUAAUAGUUUUAGUUUGUUAGUAAACGGUUUCCUCAGAUGGUACAAAACAAAGAAACUGCCAUUUGUGCUGAAUCCACUAUGACAAAUAACAUAGAACAUGUGAAAGUAUCACAUACAUUAGUCUUCUUUAUUAAUGGGAAAGAGAUUGUAGAUGACAAAGUUGAUCCAGAAUGGACAUUACUAUGGUAUCUAAGAAACAAGUUACAUUUAACUGGUACAAAACUAGGUUGUGCAGAAGGUGGUUGUGGAGCAUGCACUGUAAUGAUAUCAAAAUUGGACCGUGCAUCUGGAAAUAUUAUGCACUUAGCAGUAAAUGCUUGUUUAACACCAGUUUGUGCUGUUCAUGGAUUAGCAGUGAUCACUGUGGAAGGAAUUGGUAGUGUUAAAACAAAGCUUCACCCAGUACAAGAACGGAUAGCAAAAGCACAUGGGUCACAAUGUGGUUUUUGCACACCAGGAAUUGUUAUGUCUAUGUAUGCCUUAUUGCGAAGUACACCAAAACCCAACAUGAAAGACCUUGAAAUUGCAUUCCAAGGAAAUUUGUGUAGAUGUACUGGGUAUCGCCCUAUCAUAGAAGCCUAUAAAACUUUCACAGAGGAAUGGGAGAAAGCUCAAUUAAUGUCAAAGCAUCAAGAGAAAUCAAUGAACAUAGAAUGUCAAAUGGGAGAAAAAUGUUGCAAAAGAGUACCUAUAUCAGAACCUACAGAAGUUUUUAAUUCAAAAGAAUUCUGUCCAUACGAUCCUUCUCAAGAAAUUAUAUUUCCACCCAAAUUACAGAUCUCCUCACAUUUGGAUGAAGAAUAUUUGAUUAUCAAAGGAAAGAAUGUUACUUGGUACAGACCAACAACUCUUUCUGAAUUACUUCGUUUGAAAAAUCAAUAUCCACAUGCAAAAAUUGUUGUAGGAAAUACUGAAAUAGGCGUUGAAGUCAAAUUUAAGCAUGUAUCUUAUCCAGUUCUUAUACAGCCAACUUUAAUUAAAGAAAUGCGUACCAUUAACGAGGAUUCAGAAGUAAUAAAUGUAGGUGCCAGUGUUACACUGAAUGAAUUGGAGAGAUUCUUAAGAGAUCAAAUUGAUAAACAACCAGAAUAUAGAACAAGAAUUUUCAGUGAAAUUGUUAGUAUGUUUCAUUGGUUUGCUGGUAAACAAGUUAGAAAUGUUGCUGCUCUUGGGGGGAAUAUAAUGACCGGAAGUCCUAUAUCAGAUCUAAAUCCAAUUUUUAUGGCAGCAGGAAUAAAAUUAAAUGUCUCGAGCUUGACAAGUGAAAGUAGGCUUAUUUCAAUGGAUCACAAUUUCUUUAAGGGCUAUAGACAGAAUAUCGUUUUACCUGAAGAGGUUUUAGUUUCGAUUCAAAUACCCUUUUCUGAACAGAAUCAGUAUUUUUUUGCUUAUAAGCAAGCAAGAAGACGGGAUGAUGAUAUUGCUAUUGUUAAUAUGGCGUUGAACGUAUUUUUUGAACCUGAAACCAAUAUUGUACAGAAAGCAUAUUUGGCUUUCGGUGGAAUGGCUCCAACAACGGUUUUAGCCAGAAAAACUUGUGAAAUUAUGAUAGGAAGGAAAUGGAAUACGGAUCUCCUAGAAGCUGUUCAUAAUUCCCUAAUAGAGGAAUUUCCUCUCCCAGACAAUGUUCCAGGUGGAAUGGUUAAAUAUCGCAAGUCCUUAACGUUAAGUCUGUUCUUUAAAGGAUUUUUACACGUAACAAAAAAGUUACAAUCGCUAUCGGAUCAGACAAUACCUAGGGAAGUUGAAAGUGCAAUUGAUAGAUUUCACUCUAAAGAACCAAACAGUUCACAAUAUUAUCAACUAGUCCCAAAAAAUCAAGAACCAAAUGAUUUGCUUGGAAGACCUAUUGUCCACGCUAGUGCGCUGAAACAAGCAACAGGAGAAGCAAUUUAUUGUGAUGAUAUGCCAAAACUUUACAAUGAACUUUACUUAGGUCUUGUAUUAUCUACCAGGGCUCAUGCAAAAAUCUUGAAAAUUGAUGCAACUAAAGCAUUGGCCCUAGAAGGUGUAGUAGAUUUUUAUAGCGCUAAAGAUAUACCUGAGAAACAGCGAUGGCAUGGUCCUAUAUUUCAGGACGAAGAAGUCUUUGUAUCAGAUAAGGUAACUAGCCAUGGUCAAAUUAUUGGAGCAGUCGUAGCAGUUGAUCAGUAUACGGCGCAAAAGGCAGCUAGAAUGGUUGAAAUUGAAUAUGAGAAUUUAGAACCAGUGAUCCUCAGUAUAGAGGAUGCUAUUAAGCACAAUUCAUUUCUCAACGAUACUCCAAAACGUAUAAAGAAUGGUGACGCAGAAGAAGCUUUCUCUAAAUCUCCACAUAUUCUUGAAGGAGAAAUCCGAACGGGGGGCCAAGAACAUUUUUAUCUUGAAACACAAGCGUGUGUGGCAGUUCCAAAAGAAGAUGAAUUAGAAAUAUUUUGUUCUACGCAACAUCCUACAGAAAUUCAGAAACAUGUUGCACAUAUUUUAAAUAUUCAUGAGAAUAAAAUUGUAGUGAGAGUAAAAAGACUAGGUGGUGGUUUUGGAGGAAAGGAGUCUCGCGCUACGCUAGUUGCUCUGCCAGUUGCUUUCGCUGCACACAAAUUAAAAAGGCCAGUACGUUGCAUGUUGGAUAGAGACGAGGAUAUGAUGAUAACUGGAACAAGACAUCCAUUUUUAUUUAAGUAUAAAGUAGGAUUUGAUGGGACUGGUGCAAUUAAAGUAAUGCAAGUUUACAUUUAUAAUAAUGCUGGUUAUUCCUUUGAUCUCUCUAGUGCGAUUGUAGAACGUGCCAUGUUUCAUUGUGAAAAUUCUUAUAAAAUCCCAGUAAUGGAUAUCUAUGGUUUUAUAUGUAAAACAAAUUUACCAUCAAAUACAGCAUUCCGUGGUUUUGGAGGGCCGCAAGGAAUGUUUGUAGCCGAGACCGUUGUACGGCAUAUCGCAGAAUAUUUAAAAAUUGAUCCUAGCAAGGUUUCAGAAUUAAAUUUAUAUAAAGAAGGAGACAAAACCCACUACAAUCAAAAGCUUAUUAAUUGUACAUUACAACGUUGCUGGGAAGAAUGUGUUUCAUCGUCCAAUUACAAUGAGCGACUAGCCCAGAUACAAAAAUAUAAUACAGAAAAUAGAUAUAAAAAGAGGGGUUUGGCAAUAGUUCCAACAAAAUUUGGUAUCUCCUUCACUGUUGUGUUUUUGAAUCAAACAGGAGCACUUGUACAUGUUUAUACGGAUGGCUCUGUAUUAAUUAGUCAUGGUGGUGUCGAAAUGGGUCAGGGUCUACACACAAAAAUGAUACAAGUAGCAAGCAGAUCAUUAAAAAUAAAACCAGAUAAAAUACAUAUAAUGGAAACUGCUACUGACAAAGUGCCAAAUACAUCUGCUACAGCAGCUAGUGCGGCUUCAGAUUUGAAUGGAAUGGCUAUUAUGAUUGCUUGCGAAGAAAUUAUGAAACGAUUAAAGCCGAUAAUGGAUAAAAAACCAAAUGGAACCUGGGAGGAGUGGGUGACUACGGCCUACCUUGAAAGGAUAAGUCUCUCUGCUACUGGAUUUUACAAAACACCUAAUAUAGGAUAUUCAUUUGAAACUAAUUCUGGAAAUCCGUUUAAUUACUUCACAUAUGGCGUUGCAUGUUCAGAAGUGGAGGUUGAUUGUUUGACUGGUGAUCACCAGGUAUUGCGAACAGAUAUUGUAAUGGAUUUAGGUCAAAGUCUUAAUCCUGCAAUUGAUAUAGGGCAAAUUGAAGGAGGUUUUGUUCAAGGAUAUGGUUUAUUUACACUUGAGGAGGUGGUUUAUUUAAGAAAUGGAGCUCUUGCUAGCAGAGGACCAGGUGCAUAUAAAUUACCUGGAUUCACAGAUAUUCCUGAAGUAUUUAAUGUAUCCUUAUUGAGGGGUGCUUCAAAUCCUAGAGCUGUUUAUUCUUCUAAGGCUGUUGGAGAACCGCCACUGUUUCUCGCAUCUUCAGUGUAUUUUGCAAUAAGAGAAGCAAUUAAAGCUGCUAGAAAAGAAGUUGGUCUCAAUGACUAUUUUCGAUUUGAUGCACCUGCAACUGCGUCACGUAUUCGACUAGCAUGUGUUGAUGACCUAACAUCAAAGAUCGAAGAACCAAAUUUAGAAUGCCAAUGGAAUAUUGUUCCAUAGAAACGACUUGAUAAAUUAAAAUAUUAAAGAGAAUAUUGUUGAUAUAUUGUAAAUAUAUAUUAAUAGUUAUUUUAAAGAUUUUGUUAUGUAAAAAUAUAUGAAU